AUGGGCUGCUACCAAAGUAAAGAAUCUGAGCCAUCAACACAGUACCCUGAAGUGAUCCAAAGAUCAUGCCAACAAAAAAACAUUAAAGAUAUCUUCAAAUACCCACAAGCACCAAAAGACAGGCAACAAAUAUAUCAGGGCCAAUCCAUAAGCACAAAUAAUCAAAAUCACGAAAAAUUUCCUUUAGAAAGUAAAUCCUCUGAUGUGUCUUCAAAGCGAGAAAAUCAUAGAGAAAGUGAUGAAUUCUAUAAAGUCUGUAAAAAAUUUUCUAUUAAAAGGCUUGACGACUUUGCAUUUCCUGAUAAAAGAUUUGAUUUAAUUUUAGACUCUUUAACAACUUUAUCAGAAAAUCAUGAAUGGUCUCAAAUAGUUUCUGAGCCAAAUUUAAAAAUCGAGCAGAAGCCUACAAGUAUGCUUAAGGAAAGAAUUGUGAUGAAAUGCAAAAUUAUUUUUGACCAAAAAAUAUCACUUGCUAAGAUUGUCGAAGCUUUGCAUGAGCCUGAACUUAUAAAAAAGUGCGAUGUUUCUAUUGAUGAUAUCACUUUGAUGACUGGAAAAACGUAUGAAGAUUCCGUUGUGAUGGUAACGAGGACGCUUAAAGGGAAAGAAAGGAAAUUUAUAGACAGAUGGUCGACAAGAACAAAUAAUGGAGUAAUUAUUUCUAUUGUAAUGGCUGAUAAAGAAGUACCUGAUCUGGAAGAAUAUGGACAAACUGUUUUCCAAACGAUAAAUAUAGAAGAAAUAAAUGCUGGAACAAAGGUAACUAUAAUUCAACAAUUAGAUGUAAAAAUGCAGGGGAAGAUCGUUGAAGGGCAAAUUUCUGAAAAUUUCAAAAAUUCUGUUUUUAAGCUAAGAGAAUAUGUGAGUGAAUAA
Messenger RNA from Blepharisma stoltei, 873 nucleotides. The record is from the annotation of a GenBank genome assembly. NCBI's taxonomy places the organism in Eukaryota, Ciliophora, Heterotrichea, Heterotrichida, Blepharismidae.